UCAUCCCCAGAUACUACACCACCAGUCGUUAUCAACUGCCCGCCAAACCUGAACGCACGGGUCGACAAUCUUUUAGACACUGGAGUAGUAACGUGGACGGAGCCGACUGCUACGGAUGACAGCGGAGACGCUGUCACCACCACCCAGUCACACUUUCCUGGCACCGCAUUUCCCGUGGGAUUCACGGCUGUUACCUAUGUUUUCCGCGAUACUUCGAAUAACCCGGCUGUGUGCAGCUUUGUUGUGAGCGUUGGAUUGAAUGGAGACAACAAUCCUCCAGUCAUCAGUAACUGUCCAACAUCCUUCACCAUCUUUGUGGCAACCAGUAAUUCACUUGGAACACCAACAUGGACAGCCCCCUCGGCCAGCGAUGAAACAGGACAGACCCAGUUCACAACGAACCUGUCGCCCCUGACUGCUCUCGCUGUAGGAACCUACCCUGUCACAUAUACAUUUGAAGAUCCGUCUGGCAACGAAGACACCUGCGACUUUGAAGUGACGAUUGCUGUUGGAACACCAGAUGUGACCGAUCCUGUCCUGAUCAGCUGCCCACAAAACAUUGCAGUUGGCAACAAUGGUCAGAACUUUGUAUUGGUGACCUGGGAGGCACCUAGUGCUCUUGAUGAUUCUGGCGUGGUGAAUCAGCUCUCGGGGCCUGCAACAACCUCACAGUUUUAUCAAGCUGGCACCACCAACACCAUCAGCUACGUCUUAUAUGACCCGUCAGGAAACAGUGUGACUUGCUCAUUUACAGUGACUGUUGCUCCAAUUGGUAGCUCUUCAACUGGACCUGUUAUUACUGGCUGCCCAGAGGAUGUGAAUCUCCAAGUUCCCUCUGCAACGAUAGAGUCUGUCUCUAUUUCAUGGGAAGAGCCUACAGUCACGGAGGAGUCUGGACCUGUCACAUCCUCCUCCACCCAUCAGCCGGGUGAGGCAUUCGAUGUGGAUACCUCAACGAUCGUUACCUACGUAUUUACCGAUGAGGCCAACAACAAUGCAACCUGUUCUUUUGUCGUUACCCUAACCUCUCCUGCUUCAAACCUUGACAAUACUGAUCCUGUAAUCGUUGGAUGUCCGUCUGACAUUGAGGUUGAUGCCGUGUUUGGAUCCAGUGAUAUCUCUGUCACCUGGACGGAGCCAUCUGCUACCGAUGACUCUGGUUCUGUAAGCUCUACUCAAUCUGCCAACCCUGGGGACUCUUUUCCUUUUGGGUCAACUGAGGUUGAAUAUGUAUUCAGCGAUUCAUCAGGAAAUAUGGCAACAUGCGCUUUCAAUGUCAUUGUGUCUGCCAUUGCAGACAUUGAAGAUCCUGUUAUCACCGACUGUCCCAGUGAUGUCAUCUUGACGACUCCCAGUGGCGUCACCGAUGUCAGUGUAGUCUGGACCGAGCCGACAGCUACGGAUGACUCAGGUUCUGUUGCCUUGGUGGCAUCGCAUUCUCCAGGCGAUGUUUUCCCAAUUGGUUUAACCACUGUAAUCUAUACCUUUUCCGAUGCCUCUGGAAAUUCUGCAACCUGUUCUUUUAAUGUGACUAUCACUAGUGUUGGUAUGUUUCCUCUAACAUGUGGUUUUUUUUUAUUUCACUGUUAAAACAGUUUAUUCCUA
Molecule: messenger RNA, 1605 nt
Organism: Lytechinus pictus (painted urchin)
Lineage: Eukaryota; Metazoa; Echinodermata; Echinoidea; Temnopleuroida; Toxopneustidae
Product: hyalin-like
Exons: 6
Source: RefSeq, a predicted model, not a curated record